AAGAUAAAAGGUCGCUCCCCACUCGGUUUGGUCGUCAGAGCUGUUACUCGGCUCUACCGCACGGAUAGAGUAGUGCACCAACGGAUAGCUGGCUGGGAGAAUACUUCGGAUGAGUAGAUAACAUCAGCCUCUGGGUCAGUCCUGUUAAAAGUACACCGCUUCUGAAGUUUAAAGUCAGCCACACGCGCAUCUGACAUUACAGGUGAAUUCUUCCAAACCCGUCCGUUAGAGGCUACCAUCGACUGCACUACAUCUAGUUUGUCAUCAACCCUAUUCGAAAAUGUCGCUCCUUUUGCCCACACUGGCCGUUGCUCAGUUGGUUGCGUUAGUGAUAAUUCUCUGCAGAACAAACGAAGUUGCGGCCAUUCCUGCAUCUAUCAAGCCAAUGGACCCCACAGUAGUCGUAGGUUCAAACGUCACAUUUCGCUGCGUUCUCAACACAUCGGCUACAACGCAAACUGCCACUGAUAUAGUCUGGUACUACAAAUCAUACAGGAGUUUAAUUCCACGCGAGCGAUAUGAAGUAGAAGACAACAUCUCCCGCCUAACAGUGCGUAACGUGACUUUUACUGACUCUGGCUCCUAUUUCUGCGCGUUGGAAAGCGACGGUCGAAGAAUAUGGAAUUAUCAAGGCUCAAUGCUGCGAGUUGGAGUGCCACCGUCUCCACCAACGGGACUUCGUUGCCAUAGCCCCAACAUGCAAGACUUUUGGUGUGAGUGGAGUGAAGGUGCCAAAACUAACCUUAGAACACACUACAAGUUCAGCUAUAGGGAGCGCUAUGGGUCAGGUGACUGGCAGGACUGUCCCAAACUUGAAGGACGGGGGAAGAACACGUGCGUGGUUUCCCGCGUGCAUAACGACGGUUACAAUCAAAUGAUACGCGUGACGGCCACCAACAACCUCGGCUCAGCCACGUCAGAAAUGCACUUCAAUCCGGGAACAGCAGCUAUCCCCAACCCACCCACUGCUGUCGAAGUAGAGACACUAGGUCCCGAAGAGCUCCGUGUUUCCUGGGGAUUUCCAAGUGAAUGGGACGAUCAGGUCUUUGCUUACUUUCUUGAGUACAGACUCGAAGUCACUACGGAUCGAGGAUCUCACACACGAAUGAUCCCCGACUUAAGCCACAGCGAACCGUACGUCAAACCUCGUCUGUAUACCAUCAACAACCUGCUGCCGCAUACGUCCUACAGUGUCCGUGUCUCUUGCCGUGCAUUGGGGAGUUACUCAGACGACAAAUGGAGCGCGUGGUCAGAGCCAGUCAGCCGCAAGACAUCUGAAGCAGCACCAAACGCAGCCAUAUCGGGAAUACAAGGCCAAGAAUAUGACAACAUUAACGAUCCUGCCUACCAGAGAGACGUUUUCCUACAAUGGAAGGAACUCUCACAUGCAAAUAGACGGGGGAAAAUCCUAGGCUAUGAGGUCGAGUUGCGUCAGAUGUUACCUAAUGGUUCCUCCAGUGUUGUCAGAACUGUCAGGGCCAAUGGAACCAUGGUUCUAAUAGAAAAUUUGGAAAAAUUCAAGGAGUACUAUGUCGAUUUAGCAGCGUUAAACUCGGCUGGGCGGGGGCCAACAGCGAGCUAUUUUCUGGCCGAUAAAACAUCAGAACCUGGACCACCAGAAAAUGUACGCGUCCAAAACAUCUCGGAAACGUCUGCCUUGGUUACUUGGCAAAGGCCGAAUAGGCCCAAUGGGUACAUUGAAGGUUAUCAUUUGGAAUGGAACAAGGGAGCAGUGGCAGAAACAACAAGCAAUUUCAUCGAAUUAAAUGGUACCCAGACGUCGUACACGAUCAAGGGACUGGAGGCUAAUAGACUCUAUCAGUUCCGGGUCAAAGCCAAAAACUCACGAGGCUACAGUGGUUGGUCAAACGCCCCCAUACAACACAUGGGAAGCGGGUCCCGCAUGGAGUUACUUCGUACACUCAUUACAGUGCUGCACAAUCUACUUAUGGAUAUGGGCGAUGAGGGGGAGGCAGGGAACCAGAUCAAGCUGGAUACACUUUCAUCAUUCUUGUGAUUGUCAAGACAACAGGUUUCUCCCCUUCCUUAUAAAUGGCGUGGAGAACAUAAAUUCGUAUAUUUAUUGACUUGAGGAGUCGCUGAUCACAGUGACCUGUGAGGAAAGCGCUAAGCUUAGCCCCGCAUUUCCUGGUCGUAAGCUCGAGAUAAAAAUAAAACCAACACAAGAUGUGGUGGAAAAUUUAAAGUACAAAUUAUCUAAAACAAUCUCUUUCAAGUUUCAUCAAAUUAAAAUAUGGUUCCGAAGUUAUUUUUAAGUUAAAACAACAUUCGAAAUCUCGGACCGAAUGUCACUUUGUUGUCAACACAAGGGACUCAACAUUACUGGCUGCAAGGUUUACCUGGACUGAAUUGGAGACAGUAACUCCGGGAAAACUAAAUACGUGUUAUUGCUGAACAAAAUGAUAUAUUCUUUUAAACACGGAAGUAUUAUUAGGUUUAUUUUUGAUUGGCCUCCAUUUACUGUUACUUAAUUUCUGUUUUGAGCAGACAACAACGCAACAUAUUGGUUCGUUUUUAGUGUAAAAAAACUAUUAAAUAUUAUUCGUCGCAAAAUACAGAGUAAGCUGCAGGAAAGAACGGGCACUCCCGGUUUGAAAGAUUCAGGAAUAUUGUCGUUUUGUUAAGAAUUAAUUUUGAGAUGUUGCUCUAGUUCAAGAAUGUCAGUAACCCAUAAUUAACAAGCAGGGUGCAGUGCCAGGGCGUAUUUCUUUACAUUUGUUGUUGCUACUCUGAUGAAAUAUUACUCUGGGAGUAUUGCUCUGUAAUUAUGUGAUUAUAAUCAUGUAUAUAAUUAUUGAAGAAAACAAAAGUAAUUCUGAUCAUUUACAUAUAACAUAUAAUAUAGCCAUUAUUAAAGUGUAAAGCUAUCAUGCAUGGACAAAACGGUAUCUGGUCCUGAUAAAGGUUUUGCAGGGAAUUUUAUUUUUUUCGGUUAUGGCUGCAAAGUUAAUUUAAGAUUUUCGUCAAAUUGUUUCGGCGUUACCUCUUAUAUUAUCAGAUUUCUAAUUUAUAUGUGUAUAUAAAAUCGUAUUUCGUAUUUGUACAGCCAUCUUGGAAACACGACUGAAAGAAAAUAUUAUUUUCCCCAACUCAUAUAUACCUCAUUCAAAUUGUACGCGCUUUUUGUCUUUUAAUUGUAAAUAAAAUGCUAAAAUAUCAGAACUGGAGCUUGAUUUAAGCGGAAUUAUAAUACACUGUCUGUGACUGUAUAAUAAUGGUGGAGUUGGAAAAAUGAAAAUAAAAGUAGCCUACUUUAUCUUUCAUAUAAACUGA
Molecule: messenger RNA, 3294 nt
Organism: Patiria miniata (bat star)
Lineage: Eukaryota; Metazoa; Echinodermata; Asteroidea; Valvatida; Asterinidae
Product: protein sidekick-1-like
Exons: 13
Coding region: 281-2017 (578 amino acids)
Molecular function (GO): protein binding
Source: RefSeq, a predicted model, not a curated record